Molecule: messenger RNA, 2348 nt
Organism: Motacilla alba alba
Lineage: Eukaryota; Metazoa; Chordata; Aves; Passeriformes; Motacillidae
Product: carbohydrate sulfotransferase 9-like
Exons: 4
Coding region: 1186-2130 (314 amino acids)
Biological process (GO): proteoglycan biosynthetic process; carbohydrate biosynthetic process
Cellular component (GO): membrane
Molecular function (GO): sulfotransferase activity
Source: RefSeq, a predicted model, not a curated record
AGAAAUUUACAUCAAAUAUUUUAAGGCAUAAGCUGAGACAUUGUUUAGCUUUUGAAAUCACACUGUGAUGAAAUGAAUCUGCAGAGUAUUUUUUUGGCAGAUGGCUUUCCUCAGUUAAGAAGUUGAUGUUACAAGGAUUCUGGUGCCUGAAAUGAAAUUACAAUGGCUUUCAUUCACCUUCUGACUUUAUUAAGGGUGGUAUACAUCUUGAUUCUUCUAAUUUCAAUACAGUUUGCAUCUACAUAGGAUUUUGUCACAUUUCAAAUAUUUCAGCAGAAGUUUUUCAGGCUAGAUAUCUGCCUGAGGAUAUUUUUUAAUCUCUUUGAGCAAAAAUAAUUUAUUGAUUUUUAUACAGGAAAUCUGUGCUCUUUUUUCUUCUCUUAAAUUAUUCCAGUGACCUUUUCUUUAAGAAGUUCAGGUACAUUGCAGAUUUUGAAAAAAGCAUUUCAAAAAUGAGGUUAAAAGUUUCCUCUUGUACAUUCUGAGUGAAACCUCUUCUGCACAGGAGACUAAACAAUUAAUUUUAAGGAACAAGCACGAGCAAGAUUUCUAGAGAGAAAUUGUUGAGGUUUGCUGGCAAAAUAGAUUCAAGGAACAAAAUCAGCAGGAAAAUGUGCCUGAUGACUAGUGUGAAAAUGGAUGUGGGAGGGAACGAAAAGGAAAAUGUGUCAGUGUAGUUUGGGAGAUACUAAAAUAACUAUAGAAGCUGAAGUGUAGAGCCUGUUCUCUGAGAACAGAACUGAGAGUGAGAAGCAGUGGGGCUGUGUGGGAAUCUUGGAAGUAGAAGGAGAGACUGUUCUGAUGAGCUGGGCUCGGAAGUGUGGUUGUUGGAGGGGGGGCUGUGAGGCUGGCUGAGGAGACAAAGGGAGGACUGGCAGGGGGAGCCAGCAAAGAGCUGGCUUGUGCAUGAGGAAGGCUGAACGGCAGAAUCAGGGUGAGAUCUGAUGGGUGUUUGGGAAGCUGGAAAACAAGAUUUGCCGGGCGAGCUGCCUGGGGACGAUAUGAGGAAGGCUUUUGGAGGUUUCCCUUAGGUGAUUUUAAUCAGUGGGAACUUUGCAUUACACAGAACUCCGUACUGGGGUCUCACAUCUGAAAACAUCUUCUGAAGAAGGAUUUGGACUUCACCUUAAGAAGGACAGAUUUCCACUUUAGACACCACGUCAUUUUCCUUCCUGUGAGAAUAACAUGAAUCAGAAGGUGUUAGUCUUCCUUCUCCCGAAUUUUCUAUUUGGGAUAUUUCUUUUUGGGUUUUUCUGUAGGAGACAAAAAAACCUAACAGAUGCUUUUCCCAAUCCUACUGAAAAUUGGCUGGCAAUUCAAAAUGGUCGGAAAAACACACUGGCUUCUGUCUGCCUGAAGAGUAACCUUAAUAAACCAAGAAGCAAAUUGGAUUCUCAGGUUGCAAACAGGCUCUUUGUGGAGCACAAGCAUAAAUUUAUCUACUGUGAGGUGCCUAAGGUAGGCUGCUCCAACUGGAAGAGAAUUAUUUUUCUUCUUCAAUCAGACUUGAAUGCAGAAGCUUCUGAAAUUGAUCAUGACAAUAUCCACCAUACCUCACUAAUCAAAAGGCUGGUGUCUUACCCUCCUGCCUUACAAAAGGAAUUUCUAAGCAAUUACACCAAAGUGAUGUUCACCAGACAUCCCUUGGAACGGCUGGUUUCAGCUUACAGAGACAAACUCCUGCACUCUGAGCCAUUCUACAGUACCACUAUUGCUAAUGAGAUUAGGGCAAUGUUCAGGAAAAAUAAAAGUUCUCCUGAAAAAGUGAGUUUCCAGGAGUUUGUCAGCUUCAUUAUAGCAAAACCACCACAUACUCUUGACAUUCACUGGAAACCAAUGUUUCUGCUCUGUGAUCCUUGCAACAUUCACUAUGAUAUUGUGGGUAAGUAUGAAACUCUUGGGUUGGACUCUGAGAAUGUUCUGAAGGUCAUUGGUGCACCAGAGAGCCUGCAAUACCCCAGCUUGAAGAGAUACGGCUCAGAGAAACGAACUGAUGGGGAUAUCACCUUAGAGUACCUCAGACAACUGACCUCAGAACAAAUUGAGAAGAUAAAAAAACUGUAUGAAAUGGAUUUUUUUUUGUUCAACUAUACUAUGAAAUAUGAGGAUUAUUUUUCCCUGAAUGACUAAUGUAAAUUAAACAAAGAGAACUUUCCUUUGUACAAAAUGGGCAAAACUUGUCCUCACAGGUGCUUGAUAGGCGGGUUGGUGACUGCUGCUGAGGUUAUCCUGGAGUUUGUAGAUAUGGUUUAUCAUUCUAAGCACUCAUAUAUAAAAUCCCUGCCAUGAUCUCUUGUUCCAUGCAGACCUUUACCUAUUAAAAUUAUUGUCUUCCUAUUGACCUUUAA